GUUAAUAACUGAACAGUAACGAUGAGUGGAAGGGGCAAAGGAGGCAAAGGACUCGGGAAAGGAGGCGCCAAGCGUCACCGCAAAGUUCUACGUGAUAACAUCCAGGGCAUCACCAAGCCCGCUAUCCGCCGUCUGGCUCGCCGUGGUGGAGUCAAGCGUAUCUCCGGUCUCAUCUACGAGGAGACCCGCGGUGUGCUCAAGGUGUUCCUGGAGAACGUUAUCCGUGAUGCUGUCACCUACACCGAGCACGCCAAGAGGAAGACCGUGACCGCCAUGGAUGUGGUUUAUGCUCUGAAGAGGCAGGGCCGCACCCUCCCAUCAGAGCUCUACAUGACUUCAGGACGAAGAGACACAAUUAAAACUAUGGCAAGAACCAAACAGACCGCUCGUAAGUCAACUGGUGGCAAGGCCCCCAGGAAACAGCUGGCCACUAAGGCCGCCCGGAAGAGCGCCCCGGCCACCGGCGGCGUCAAGAAGCCUCACCGUUACAGGCCCGGGACCGUGGCUCUGCGUGAGAUCCGGCGUUACCAGAAAUCCACCGAGCUGCUCAUCCGUAAACUGCCUUUCCAGCGUCUGGUCCGUGAAAUCGCUCAGGAUUUCAAGACCGACCUGCGCUUCCAGAGCUCCGCCGUCAUGGCUCUGCAGGAGGCCAGCGAGGCUUACCUGGUGGGGCUGUUCGAGGACACCAACCUUAUCUCAACAGUAACGAUGAGUGGAAGGGGCAAGGGAGGCAAAGGACUCGGGAAAGGAGGCGCCAAGCGUCACCGCAAAGUUCUCCGUGACAACAUCCAGGGUAUCACCAAGCCCGCUAUCCGCCGUCUGGCUCGCCGUGGUGGAGUCAAGCGUAUCUCCGGUCUCAUUUACGAGGAGACCCGCGGUGUGCUCAAGGUUUUCCUUGAGAACGUCAUCCGUGAUGCUGUCACGUAUACCGAGCACGCCAAGAGGAAGACCGUGACCGCCAUGGAUGUGGUUUAUGCUCUGAAGAGACAGGGCCGCACUCUGUACGGAUUCGGAGGUUAAGUCAGACCAGCAUAAACAUCAAAACAAAGGUCCUUUUAAGGGCCACCCACACAGCCAA
This is a messenger RNA of Sphaeramia orbicularis (orbiculate cardinalfish), 1078 nucleotides long. RefSeq lists its product as uncharacterized. Lineage: Eukaryota; Metazoa; Chordata; Actinopteri; Kurtiformes; Apogonidae. Bases 22 to 1020 code for a protein of 332 amino acids. Gene Ontology annotation, molecular function: DNA binding; structural constituent of chromatin; protein heterodimerization activity. The transcript has 5 exons. Gene Ontology annotation, cellular component: nucleosome. The record is from RefSeq and is a predicted model, not a curated record.